This is a messenger RNA of Mollisia scopiformis, 2459 nucleotides long. Its product is annotated as propionate-CoA ligase-like protein. The coding region runs from base 251 to 2347 and encodes 698 amino acids. The record is from RefSeq and is a predicted model, not a curated record. The transcript has 3 exons. NCBI's taxonomy places the organism in Eukaryota, Fungi, Ascomycota, Leotiomycetes, Helotiales, Mollisiaceae.
CCGAGAGGAUAUCCGGGGUAAUGCUAAGCUACCCUCGUCAUGAAGUAUAUUUCAUUCACGCUUCAUUCUCUCUUUAUCUGCUGCACUGAAGUCGUGCGAUUGCGUUUCUUUUGUUUCUUUCUCCUUCCAAUACCUCGGCAUUGAGCUGUGAUCCAAGAAUUAAUUACAAGCUGUGGUAAAGUGACACUGUGCUACAUUUAGAAGUGCGAUUGAAAUAUCAAAGGAAAGAUUCCGUUCGAAGCAAUUCACAAUGCCAUCCCAUCCCCAAGACGAAGUCCAGCACCACUCCCUCACCGACCCAUCCUCCUUCUGGGCAGAACAAGCCUCACAUCUUUCCUGGCACAAAAAGCCCAGCUCUACCCUUACCCGCACAUCGAAAUCUCUAAACUCAGGCGUCGAACACGACCAUUGGGAAUGGUUUCCCGACGGCGAGAUCUCAACCUGCUACAAUUGCGUGGAUAGACAUGUCGAAGCCGGCAAUGGAGACCAAACAGCCAUCAUCUGGGAUAGUCCCGUCACAAAAACAAAACGAAAAAUCACAUACAAGGAGUUGUUGAAGGAAGUAGAGACUUUUGCUGGCGUACUGAGAGAAGAGGGCGUUAAGAGGGGAGACGUGGUUUUGAUUUAUAUGCCCAUGAUCCCCGCUGCUCUCAUCGGAAUUCUUGCUAUCUCGAGACUGGGGGCUAUACACGCUGUUGUAUUUGGUGGAUUCGCACCUGCGUCCCUCGCUCAGCGGAUCGACGCUUCGAAACCAGUUGCUAUUCUCACAGCUUCGUGUGGGAUUGAUGGUGCCAAGCCUCCUAUGGCUUACAAGCCUUUUAUCACGGAAGCGAUUGAGCUUUCGUCACAUAAACCAGAGAAGACCAUUAUUUGGCAACGAGAUCAAUUGAGGUGGGAUGCAGUAGAUAAACAGAAUGGACAGAGGAACUGGCAACGCUUGGUGAAGAGUGCAAGUAGCAGAGGUCUGAAAGCAGGGUGUGUACCUGUCAAGUCGAGCGAUGGGGUCUACAUCAUCUACACAUCUGGAACGACUGGUCUUCCCAAAGGAGUCCUAAGAGAAGCUGGCGGCCACGCUGUUGGACUUCAUCUGUCAAUCAGUUACCUGUUUGGUAUCCAUGGACCUGGAGACGUCAUGUUCUGCGCCUCUGAUAUUGGAUGGGUGGUUGGACACUCAUACAUUCUAUACGCACCUCUCCUUACAGGAGCAGCCACUGUGCUUUUCGAGGGCAAACCAAUUGGCACACCAAAUGCUGGCACUUUCUGGCGAAUCAUCGAGGAAUACAAAGUCAAUACACUCUUUACAGCUCCCACUGCAUUGAGAGCUAUCCGAAGAGAUGAUCCCGAAAACAAGUUAUUUAAAGAGAUUGGCCAAAGAGGAGGUUUGAAGAGUCUGCAAGCUCUUUUCCUCGCUGGCGAGAGGUCAGAACCAAGCAUUAUCACAAUGUACCAAGAUCUGCUGCAGAAAUAUGGAGCAGAUGGAGCAAAUGUUAUUGACAACUGGUGGUCGUCUGAAUCGGGAUCCCCGAUAUCAGGCAUAGCUCUCGUUCCUCAUGCUGGCAAAGACCGCAAAACAAAAAGUCGAGAAGUCCAACCUUUAGGUAUCAAACCUGGCAGUGCAGGAAAAGCCAUGCCAGGCUUCGAUGUCCGAAUUGUUGAUGAUUCUGGAAAGGAAGUCGAGAAGGGGAAAAUGGGUAACAUUGUCCUGGCAAUGCCACUUGCUCCAACAGGAUUCAGAACACUGUGGCAAGACGAGGAGAGAUUUUAUAAAGGGUAUCUGAAGAGAUUUGAAGGCCAAUGGAUUGACACAGGCGAUGCUGGUAUGAUAGAUCUGGAUGGAUAUAUCCACGUCAUGUCCAGAUCAGACGACAUCAUCAAUGUCGCAGCCCAUCGAUUUAGCACAGGCUCCAUCGAACAAGCCAUCUCCUCCCACCCCACCAUCGCCGAAUGCUGCGUAGUCGGCAUCCCAGAUUCCCUCAAAGGCCACCUCCCCUUCGCCUUCAUCACCCUCUCGACGCCCGACCAUCCCUCCUCCGCAAUCCCCUCCUCGGCUCUCUACUCCGAAGUUCAAAAACUGGUCCGAACGCAAAUCGGCGCUAUAGCAUCCCUAGGCGGCAUGAUUCAGGGUAAAGGCAUGAUCCCGAAAACGAGGUCGGGUAAGACGUUGAGGAGGGUGUUAAGGGAGUUGGUGGAGAAUGCGGUGCAUGGGGAGUUUGAGAAGGAGGUUCAGGUCCCGGCUACGGUGGAGGAUGCUAGUGUGGUUGAGGUGGCGAGGGCGAAGAUUAGGGAGUAUUUUGAGGAGAAGGGGGGUGAGUUGCAUAAGGCGACUGAGGGGAGGGCUAAGCUGUAGGUAGGUUUGGAUGAAGAGAUUGAUGUAGAAGAUCUUAGGUGAUCGGUUGGUAACGAAUAGAUGCUUGCAAUACUCUUUGCCAUGUCUUACUCAAUUUAUUCAAAUUCUCAAG